CUUUGGGGGGGGGGGGGUGCAUGUUACCCGCCAGUCAUCAGUCUCUGUCUGACUUGUGGAUAUCGGUUCAUUACAAUUGCCGAGCAUUUCAGAAUGGAAUGGUCGACUCCAGCUGUAACCUAAACUGCCGCCCAUUUUUGGUUGAUAGGGACAGGAUGGGCCGAAUAGCUUCUUAGAGCGCCAUAAAUUUCCGCGGUUCUGCUGUGUGUUAUCUUCAGCCGGGGCGAAGCUGACUUGAUUUUUUAGGGCUCAGCUGGGAGACGAAGUGGGGAGUUGUCUUCCUGCAUUCUGGGUCAGGCCGUCAUGAGAAGGGAGAGUGUCUGAAAGCGCAGUACUGGAGAUUCUCCACUUGAUCCAGUGAUCUGGGGAGGGGUGGAGAGAUGUGGAUUAACCCAGGGACCAAGCGGAAUUGGGCGGGGUGGGUCCCCUCCCCUGAACAAUGUGUCCCUGCCCCCACCUCCCGACCUGUCAGUGAUCUGCUAAGGAAAUUCCAUGUUUGAUCCGCCCCUGGCGAAAGGACUGAAGUCAUGUACGCCGCUGCGCUCAGGGUGUCCCGUGGCGCCGCGAAGCCACAGGAAAUUCCCGGCGCUGUCAUUUACUGAGCGGCUGUUAAUUUUGUGUUGUGUAAAGUUGGCGGGUCUGGGGCGGGGGCGGGCCGGUAUUUACAGCCCAGGGAUGUCAUUGGUGAGGAGAGUUGUGACUAAUGCCAAGUCAGCCAAUGCUGGGUCUCGCUGGGCAUAGGGAUCGGUCCCGGGCACAGCCAACCGCACGGAACCAGAGAGACAUCGGUAGAAACAAAAGCUUCUCCAUCAAAGCAGUGCGGAGCCUGCAACUUCCAGGCAGGAAUGCCUUGUCCCCACCGCGAGUGCCGGAAGCAAAUGUGAGGGAGCAACAGCCGGCCAGGCCGGGACCGUGAGUGUAAAACCUCCCUCAGCUUUGAUCCACGGAAGAAGGAGUUAUUCCCUGUGAGGGUAGACCAAGUGGAGGUGCUCGGGGCUACGGGUUCACAGCUCUCGAUGGCCCCAAGUCCCCUCUGAGCACACGGCAGCCUGGCGGCAUUUUAAACCGGUUUCAUUCCCACCCGCGCCGUUCAACGGACUCUGGAAAUGAGGCAGUUCAGUCGCUGCUGGUGGAUUUUGGCCAAUCUCGUGGGCUACUGUUGCCUCUCUCGGUGCCAACAAAGACAGGGUUACCUGGUAACAGCUCCUUCAGUUCUCAGGGCAGGGGUUGAUGCAGUCAUCAGCUUUACAAUAUUCAAGCCACUAUCAGAAACCAAAGUCCAUGUCCAGCUGGUGGUGAAAGGAGAGACUGUGGCUCAUAGUCAGGGCUCUGUCUUUGAAAAGGGAACAGUCACAUUAAAGGUGCCGCAAGGAUUCAGUGGACAGGCUCAGUUAAAAGUGUGGGGCAAUCGAUAUCUCACCGAUGAUGGACACAUAUUCCACAACUUUACAACCGUCACUAUCGACUCUAAAGGAUCAUCGGUGUUUAUCCAGACAGACAAACCCGUCUAUAAACCGAAGCAGAGAGUGCUGAUUAAUGUGUUCACUGUCACCCCUGACCUCCGACCCACCAAUCAGAAGGUUGAAGCCUAUAUCGUGGAUCCCCGGGGCUCUCGGAUGAUCCAGUGGACUGACCUAAAGCCAAUCUGCUGUGGGGUUGUAAAUAUGAGCUUCCCGCUUUCGGAUCAGCCAGUGAUUGGAGAGUGGUUAAUCUUCGUGGAGCUUCAAGGAUACACUUACAACAAAACGUUUGAAGUGCAGAAAUACGUGUUACCAAAGUUUGAGCUCACUAUUGAUCCUCCCAAGUACAUCCAGGACCUGAACAAGUGCGAGGAGGGAACAGUCCAUGCCAGGUACACGUUUGGUAAACCGGUGCUGGGGAGACUGACGGUGAACAUGACGGUGAAUGGAGUGGGUUAUUACAGGCACGAACUGGGACACCCUGUGGUGAAGAUCAUGGAGAUUGACGGCUCGGCCUCCUUCCCCAUCUGCGUCAAGGAAAUGAUGCCCGUGGAUGUCCCGGAACAUUUCCGAGGCUCGCUCAACAUCUGGGCCUCGGUGCUGAGUGGCGACGGCAGCACACAGAUCACCUUUGACGAUUCGACCCCGGUUCACAAGCAGCUCAUCGACAUCAAGUAUUCCAAGGACACUCGCAAGCAGUUCAAACCAGGCCUUCCUUACAAAGGAAAGGUGGAGGUGACGUACCCCGAUGGAAGUCCUGCAAAUGGCAUCACUGUGCGGAUCAAAGCUGAGCUCACUCCAAAGGACAAUGUCUACACGAGUGAACUGGUGUCUGAGGACAGCAAAGUGGAGUUUGAGAUUCCAUCUAUCCCCACUGCUGCCCAGUAUGUCUGGCUGGAGACUAAGGUGACAGCCAUCAAUGGAACGCCAGCUGGUGAGCAGUACCUGCCUAGCUACCUGUCCAUUAGCAGCUGGUAUUCACCAAGCAAGUGCCAUAUUCAGAUGCAGGGACCAGAGCGGGUGCUGCAGGUGGGCGAGGAGGCCUGGAUUCCAGUGAAAUCCACCUGUCCUUGUGACUUUGCAUUACACUUUGAGAUCGCCUCACGGGGCAACAUCGUGCGAACCGGGCUACAGCCGGCCAGCAUCACCCGGCUGCGCAGUAGGAGGGCCACUGUCAUCUUUGACAAGAAAAAGCAGUCAUCACAGACCCCACAGAACCAGCGGGCCAUGUCUCCAGCCGGUGAAGUUGGUGUGUGCACAACCUACCUCCACUUCAGGGUCACGCAUGACAUGAGCCCACUCAGUCGUCUGCUCCUGUACUACGUGCGAGAAAAUGGCGAGGGCAUCACCGACAGCAUCCAGAUUCCAGUACAGCCAUCCUAUGAAAACAAGGUAUCGAUUUCACUCUCCUCCAACAAAACGAUGCCUGGUGACCCCAUCAGUGUGACGGUGAAGGGCAAGGCACAGUCGUGCGUUUGCAUUGCAUCUGUGGAUAAGAGUGUGUACCUGCUGAAACCUGGCUUCCAGCUCACAACUGACAAGAUCUUUCAGGAACUGGCUGAUUACGAUGUCUCUGAUGCUUUUGGAAUUCCGAAGGAGGACGGUCACUUUUGGUGGCCGGGGCUGUCUUCACGAAGACGGAGAUCAUCCGUGUUCCCUUGGCACUGGGAUAUCACCAAGGAUGCUCACUUCGCCUUCAGCGAGACAGGCCUGGUGGUCAUGACAGACGUGGUGAGUCUGAACCACAGACAGAAUGGGGGGAUGUACACUGACGAGGCCAUGCCAGGCUUCCAGCCUCACACUGGCACCCUGGUGGCAGCCCUACAACCAAGGAUCAGCCCUAGAGCUGAGAAGAGGAAAAGGACGUUUUUUCCAGAAACCUGGAUCUGGCAUUGUCUCAACAUCAGUGAUUCUGCAGGCGAGGCUCGGUUACGUGUGGAGGUUCCGGACUCGAUCACCACGUGGGUAACCGAAGCAGUCAGCCUGUCGUGGGAGAGCGGUCUCGGACUUGCACAGCCCACUGAGCUCCACACGUUCAAAGCUUUCUUUGUGGACUUCACCCUGCCCAGCUUCGUGAUCCGCGGCGAGCAAACCAAGAUCCCGCUCAUGGUCCACAACUAUCUGCCGACUUGUGCUGAGGUUCAUGUUAAAGUUACAGUUCCAAAAGGAAUUAAAUUUAUUGGGCACCCAGGAAAGAGACACCUGACUCGAAAGAUGUGCAUCAGCUCGGAUGAAGCCAAGCCCACGUCCAUCGUCCUCUUGUUCAGUGAGCUGGGUCCUGCAAACAUCACAGCCAAAGGCUUUGCUUACAGUGGGAGCAGCUGCUGCCAGGGUGGGCUCCAGACACUGAAGAAUGGCAAGUACCUGGAUGAAAGUUACCUGGACAGGAGGAACCCGGCUGGCAUAGACUAUGUGAAGAGACGUGUCCUGGUGGAGCCUGAAGGACUGCCCAGGGAGUACACCUACAGCAUCUUCUUCUGCCCUAACGAAAAGAUUCACAUCUCCACCCCCAACAAGUACGAGUACCAGUACAUCCAGAAACCGGCCUGGAUGACACACUUUGACGUGGCUGUAAAAGCGCACAAUGAUGCCCACUUUGCCUUAUCGACGGGUCCUCGUGACACAGCGGAAAUGGUAGAGAUUGUGAUUGGAGGGCAGCAGAACACGAGGACGUGGAUCACAGUGAGCAAGAUGGGUGAGCCGGUGGUCAGCGCCAGCACACCUCACAUCCUGUCCUGGGAUGAGUUCCGAAACUUCUGGAUCCGUUGGAAGGCUGGCAUAGUCCAGGUGGGCCAUGGCGCGGUGCCCAGCAAUGAGUCGCUGAUUGUUGAGUGGGCACUGACCAAAGUUCCAGACGUCAAAUACAUUGGCUUCUCAACGGGCUGGGGCUCGGUGGGCGAGUUCAAAAUCUGGAGGAAAGAGGAAUCGGAGGAGAACCACAAUGAGGCCUUUACUCUUGGUGUGCCGCACAACGUGGUCCCUGGAUCCGAGAGAGCCACGGCUUCCAUGAUAGGUGAUGUGAUGGGACCCACCCUUAAUAAUCUGGACAACCUUCUGCGUCUUCCAUUUGGCUGUGGAGAACAGAACAUGAUCCAUUUUGCCCCGAAUGUCUUUGUGCUGAGAUACCUACAGAAGACCAAGCAGCUGUUCGCCGAGGUGGAGACCGAGGCCACCGACUACCUACUGCAAGGAUAUCAGCGUCAGCUGACGUACAAACGGGAGGAUGGAUCAUACAGCGCAUUCGGUGAGAGGGAUUCUUCUGGGAGUAUGUGGCUGACGGCGUUUGUACUGAAAUCCUUCGCACAGUCCCGUGGGUUUAUUUACAUUGACCUGAAGGAACUCGCCACGGCCAAGGAAUGGAUUAUACAGCAUCAGCAGGAAGAUGGCUCAUUCCCUGCGGUUGGGCGCAUUCUGAACAAGGACAUCCAGGGUGGAGUCCAUGGGAAGAUCUCAUUGACUGCCUAUGUUGUUACUGCACUUCUGGAGACUGGCAUCGCCUCUGAGGAGGAAAAAGCUGCAGUUGGAAAGGCUAAACAUUUCCUGGAAGCAAACAUGUACUCAGCAGAUGAUCCAUACACCACAGCCCUCUCUGCCUAUGCACUGACCCUGCUCCGGAGCAAGCACGCGCCAGCCGCACUGAGAAAACUCAACAACAUGGCAAUUAUGCAAGAUGGUUUCACACACUGGAGUCUGAUGGGCACCACAGUCACGGAUGAGGAUACAUUUAUGGGUUUCAAUGAUGGCCUCUCGCAGUCAGUCGUGUCAGCAGAGGUGGAGAUGACAGCCUAUGCCCUCCUCACCUACACCUCCCUUGGGGACGUGGCAUCAGCCCUUCCCGUCGUGAAAUGGCUCUCACAGCAACGCAAUGCACUGGGAGGAUUCUCGUCCACACAGGAUACCUGUGUAGCCCUGCAGGCACUGUCGGAGUAUGCCAUCCUCUCCUAUGUUGGAGGGGUCAAUCUCACUAUCUCACUUGCAUCAACGAAUCUGGACUUCCAGGAAUCCUUUGAGCUCAACAGGGACAACAAGAAGAUUCUGCAGACAGCGGCGAUUCCAAGUGUUCCGACUGGUCUCUUUGUUAGUGCCAAGGGAGAAGGCUGCUGUUUGAUGCAGAUUGACGUGAGCUACAACGUGCCAGAUCCGGUGGCCAAACCAGCCUUCCAGCUGUCGGUGAAUCUGAAGGAACCAAGCCGCGAGCGGCACCGGCACCUCGCCAGGCCCGCCUCCAGGAGCGACAACCGGUCAAAGAGGUCACGCCAGGAGCGGGCACUGCACCACGAUGAUGACCCGGCUUCUGACCAGGAUCAUCAGGAGUACAAACUCACUGUGGAGGCCUGUGCCAGGUGGUUACAUUCUGGCUCUUCGAAUAUGGCAGUCCUGGAGGUCCCUCUCCUGUCAGGCUUCCGAGCAGAUGUGGAGAGUCUCGAACAGCUGCUCCUGGGCAAACAGAUUGAACUCAAACGAUACGAAAUGGAUGGAAGAAAAAUUCUGUUUUAUUUUGAUGAGAUUCCCAGCCAGUGCAUGACCUGUGUCAAGUUCUACGCGUACCGGGAGUACAUCAUUGGCAAAACUGCUCCAGUCCCAGUCAAGGUGUAUGACUACUACGAACCUGCUUUCGAAGCAACAAGGUUCUACAACGUAAGUGAGACCAGCCCUUUGGCCCGCGAGCUGUGCGAUGGGACUACAUGCAAUGAGGUCGAGAGCUCAGCCAAUCAGUGGGUCGGGUUUGUCCAGCCUGCCACCUGCAAGAACGUGUACGACUGCCUGGAGGAAGAACGCUACGAGCUGUGCGCCUGUUACCGUGACUGUGGCUUUGACGGGAUGCCAGUGUGCGGCUCCGAUGGAGUCCUGUACCAGAACCAGUGUCAAAUGGAGGUGGCUGCCUGCCGCAACAACACGCGAAUCGACCAAGUCCCCCUGUCACACUGCCCUUCCGCAGGAGCAGCCCCUGAAGAGAGAGAGCCUGUGACAUCGCCCAUAGACCCAGAGAUGACAGAGCGGAACCAGUCAGGUGAUGUCACGGUGGCCCAGUCAGAACUUUCCUAUUACUCCUAUGGAACGAGCUACGAGUAUGACCCGGAGCUGUUUGAGAGCGACGUGGACGAUGCUUUUCAGAUGAACGAAGAUCAGGUGGAGAGACUGAGCCAGGGAGCCAAAGGAGAACAGAAGAGGGCAUCAGGGAAAAAAUGAACGAAUAUGGAUUCUCAGCCGUGGGAAGAGGAUGAAUCAAAGAACAUGGAUGUUCUAACCUGUACAUGUGUGUUUAUAUGUUACAAGGACCAAGCACUGUUGCUGAAGACAGCACUAUAUAUCCACGCCCAACUAAUACAUAGACUAGGCAUAUCUAUCCUUUAGUAAUGUGUUGUAACCACACAGGCACGUUAGAGGAAGCUGGUAUUUAUAUUUUGUAAUUAUGUGUUCUGAUCUUCACCUCUCUGAUAUUUAUAAUUGUGAUUUUAGUUAAAGAUUCUUUCAUGGCUCUCCCUUCCAGAGCUGGGUCAAAGGUUACUGGUCAACUUCCUAGCUUUCAUUAUUUAAAUUUUUUUAAUUUACGAUUUUUCUCCUCCUUCCUGAACCCUUAAACAGGGCAGUUAAACAUGCUGAGAGUAGAGAAGAAGGGAUUGACAGGAAAUCCCCUUUUCCUCAUCCCUUCAUCUUGCCUUCUGCCUCCUCCCCAUCUCUUUUACCCCUGCAUCCAUUCAGGAGUAAUGUCCAAGCCGAAAGAGAUUGGUCACUGAUUUUUCCUCAUGGGUUCUCUAAUUUACAGCCACCCUGAAAUUUAACCCAUCCUGCAAUGUAUAAAAGUUGUUCUACCCCUGAAUCUCCAGCUCCCCCAUUGCACCUCACUCCCCAAGUGGUGGCUCUGUCCCUUGCCACUGCUCUGGAUACUGUGGCCUACCUCAGAAGGGGACUGUGAGGUGAUGCACUGUGGUGUCACUGGCUACCUGCAGGGGUUAAGAGGACUGGUAACCAGUGGACAAGACGUGGCCAGGUGAGGUGCAGGUGAUAAGUCAGACCUUCCAAAAAUAAAAGUGACAAUCUCUUAAAAUUGUUUAUCCUGACUCUUAAUUUGUGGUUUCUAUCACAUCAUCUUGAAUCUGCCUCGGGAGCAGAAAACACAUUUUCUCGGGAGCACUUGUAGAUUGGAAGAUUCCAUUCACCCUGAGGAACUCGCAAUAUGAGAUUAGAAUGUUGUUCCUUUUUGCGCCAUGUUGCGCAUCCGGUGGUAUUUUUUGCCGUUUCCAUAGCAUUUGUCUGGUUUUUUUUUACAAGGCUGAGUUGCUAGCUCGCCGCUCAAUCCAGCACGAACGGAAAGCGUGCAAAGGAGCCAGCCGGAUUCGAAUCCAGGAUCAUUGGCCGCAAAGUCCAGUGCUGUUGGAGAUUAGAUUAGAUCGCAGCUGAUCUCCAUUUUGACUCCAGCUUUACCCAAGCAUUUCAUUUCCUGAGCUCAACGAUACACCAUGAUGUGAUACAGUGCAGGAGGAGGCCACGAUCCUCGUUCUUGGGCCAUCUCUUUGAAAUGCUUUCCUGCUCUUCUUCCACAACCCGGCAGACUUUUUCCAUAUUAGUAUCGAUCCAAUUUCAUUUUGAAGGCUCCUCUUGAAUCUGUUUUUACCUUCCUCUCAGGCAUCAGGUUGCUUAUUACAACUUGCCAUUAGAUCACAACUUCUCCCAGUUAUUUAUUUUCCACGUUAAAAUUGUCUCUCUGGUUUAUUUACUCUGUUGAAACAUGCAGCAUAAGAAAUAAAAAGGACAAUCUUGAAAUUCUGCUACAGAUUGGCAAGUAUGACGUUGUGGCCAUCUCUGAACUUGGCUAAAGGAUGGUUUCCAUUGGGAGCUGAACAUCCAAGGAUAUAUGGUGUAUUGGAAAGAUGGAUUGGUAGGCAGAGGGGUUGGUGUGGUUCUGUGUAUAAGAAACAAUAUUAAAUCAUUGGAAAGAGGUGACAUAGGAUCAGGUGUAGAGUCUCUAUGGGUUGAGUUAUGAAAUGGCAAGGGUAAAAGAACCCUACUGGCAGUUGUAUACAGGCCUCCAAACAGCAGUUGGGAUGUUGAUUACAAGUUACAGCAGGAGAUAGAAAAGGCGUGUCAGAAGGGCAACAUCAUGAUAAUCGUCGGGGAUUUUAACAUGAAAGUGGAUUGGGAAAACCAGGCCUGUACUGGACCUCGAGAAAGAACUUGUAGAAUGUCUAAGGGAUGGCUUUUUAGAACAGCUUGUUGUUGAGCCCACUAGGGGAUUGGCUGUGCUGGAUUGGGUGUUCUGCAAGAAGGGAUAAGAGAGCUUAAGGUUAAGGAAUAGUGAUCACAAUAUGAUCAAAUUCACUUUGAAAUUUGAGAAGGAGGAACUAAAUUCCAAUGUGUCGGUAUUUCAGUGGAAUAAAAGAAAUUACAAUGGCAUGAAAGGGGAACUGGCCAACAUUGACUGGAAAGGGACAUUUGCAGGAAGGACAGCAAAACAGCAAUGUUUGAAGUUUCUGCAAAAAAUGAGGGAAGUGCAAGACAGAUAUAUUCCAAAUAAGAAAUUUUCCAAUGGAAGAAGAAUACUACCGUGGCUGACAAGUGAAGUCAGAGCCAAAGUAAAAGCAAAAGUGAGAGCAUACAAGGAAGCCAGAGCUAGUGUGAAGAUGGAGGAUUGGGAAGCUUUUAAAAACUUGCAUAAGGAAACUAAGAAGGUCAUUAGAAAGGAAAAGAUGAAUUAUGAAAGGAAGCUGGUGACUAAUAUCAAAGAAGAUACUAAAAGCUUUUUUAAGUAUAUAAAAGGGUAAAGGAGAGUUGAGGGUAGAUAUAGGACCAAUAGAAAAUGACACUGGAGAUAUUGUAAUGAGAGAUGGCAGAGGAACUGAAUGUGUAUUUUGCAUCUGUCUUCACAGUGGAAGAUGUCUGCAGUAUACCAGACAUUCAAGAGUGUCAGGGAAGUGAAGUAUGUGCAGUGAAAAUUAUGACUGAGAAGGUGCUCAGUAAGUUUAAUGGUCUGAGGGUGGAUAAAUCUCCUGUGCCUGAAGGAAUGCACCCUUGGGUUCUGAAGGAAGUAGCUAGAGAGAUUGCAGAGGCAUUAACAAUGAUCUUUCAAGAAUUGGUAGAUCUUGGCAUGACUGGAAAAUUCCAAACGUUACUCCGCUAUUUAAGAAGGGUGGGAGGCAGCAGAAAGGAAGCUAUAGACCUGUUUGCCUGACAUCAGUGGUUGUGAAGUUGUUGGAAUCGAUUGUUAGGGAUGAGAUUACGGAGUACCAGGAGGCACAUGACAAGAUAGGCCAAAGCCAGCAUGGUUUUCUGAAAGUAAAAUCCUGCCUGACUAACCUACUGUAAUUAUUUGAGGAAAUUGCAAGCAGGGUCGACAAAGGAGAUGCAGUAGACAUGGUGUACUUGGAUUUUCAGAAGGCUUUUGACAAGGUGCCGCUCAUGAGGCUGCUUAGCAAGAUAAGAGCCCAUGGAAUUACAGGGAAGUUACUAGCGUGGGUGGAGCAUUGGCUGGUUGGCAGAAAACAGAGAGUGGGAAUAUGGGAAUAUUGUGUAGGUGUGGCUGAUCUAACAAUAUGAGAGCUACAGGUGAUCCACAGGACCACUGUGAAAAAUCAAAACUUCAGCGACCGCAGGCUUCCGGUCAAGGUGCCACUGUGCUGCAGUCUCUGUUCAGGUUGUGGCUCAGACCUAGCUGUAUGGUUCUGGGGACAAAGGGGAGUCAGGGGUCAGAUUGGGGUUAAGGAUAGGGAUGUGGAGAGUUGAAGGUCAGGCUGGACUCUCGACCUCCACUAUGUGUUGUGCAUUCAACGUCCAGUGAGGUGCAUGGGUGAUGAAGAACAUCCAUGACUGUUGAGUGGGCCCAGGGUUCAGAGGUUCACGCCUGGCAUGACCCAGCAUUCAGGGUACCAACAUUGAUACGUCCAGGAGUUGAUACCCAAAGGCUGAAGUAUGGAGGCAUUUCCUUGCGUGUGGGUAGAUAGGAGGGAGGAAAGGGGCUUGCUCAGUUGCUUGUUGUGUUCUGUGUUUUACUGAGCAUCGCGCGCAUGCUAUAUUGGCACCAGAAUGUGUCCCCAGCACAUCCUCGGGUGAGUUGGCUAUUAGCACAAAUAACAAAUUUCACUGAUUUGAUGUACAUGUGAUAAAUAAUCUAAAUCUGAAUCUAAUUUUGUUUUGCUGUAUAUAUAACCCUCUCCAACUCUGUCUCCAAUCCAAUGGUCCCCUCAGAAAUGCCUCAAUUAGUCUCACAUUCUGCCCACCAAAAUGAAUUAUUCAUUUUUCUGUGCAUUGAAUUUUUAUCCACCAAGUGUUUUCCCAUUCCACUGUCCUGUUCUCCUGAACCCUAUUUGCAUACUUCCAGAUGUUUACAACAUUUCAAACUUUUGCAUCACUUGCAAACUUUGAAAUCUGUUUCCCACAUCCUGGUUAUCAUGGGCACCAAAGGGACCAGUGAUCCCUGUACCAACUGCUGUAGAACGCUGAUAUAUAACUUCACCUCAUCCUCACGCAGCUCAUCUCCCUCUUAACUAACUCUCCUAGCACAUAUUCCACUGCCCUUAAAGAAUAUGGCACAUCAUUCCAAUUGCAGACAGAGUUUAUGCUUUGUCAGCGCAACAUCAGUUAUUCUUUUCAUAUCCCAGAACCCUGUGUAUAUGGGAUGAACCCAGGAAUGUUUCUGUCCCUGGCUUGAUUGAAUCCUUGUGGGGAAAUCUAGACUGGGCUGAUGUACUCACCUCCUAACCUACUAUUAGAGUAACAGGGAUACUCCCUCUGUCGGCUGAUUAGUCAAACGGUAUCUUGCCAGCACAAGGGACAAAAGCUGACAGUCACCAAACUGCCGGCAUGAGGGAGGCCUGGAAUAGACGCACUAACAGAGGCAUCUCAGAAAACCUGUCCAAGAGGACAAUGAUUUGCAGUGGCCCGUUAGUUUGCACAAUCACAGAAUCAGCUCCACAUGAUCCCAGGAUUCCCAUCCACUUCCCAUGAUGCAGGCAGUCUCCGAGGUACAAGUUCCUUCGUCUCCCCCAGGAUGCUGACCUGGGCUGCUGAAUUAAAGAGCCUGAGGUAUUGGAGGAAGUGUGUUGACACAGACUGAAAACUAGCUGUCAUAUAGAAAACAGUUGGAAUAAAUGGAUCUUUUUCAUGCCAAUGGGUAUAAUUACCAGAGUGCCCAGGGAACUGCUCUUGGUCUUCAGCUAUUUAUGACCUGCAGGAGAGAAUGAAAUGUAAGGUUUCCUGAUGAUAUGAAAAUCAGUGGAAGGGCCUGUUGUGGGGAGGAUAUUGUCGUUCUGCAACAGGAUACGGGUAGACUGAGUGACUGACCACAACGGCAAUGGAGUUUUAUGUGGGGACGUGUGAGGCUGGGCACUCGCAGAGGAUUCACAAGGUGUACAAGAGACUGAAGUACAGAGGGAUCUCGGUGUCCCCAACCACCGGGCCGCGGAUGUAUCACAAACAGGUCCAACAGUGGAGAAGGCAAAUACAUUUGCCUUCGUUGUGAGGGGUUGGGGUUUAAGAAUAGAGAGGUUUUGUUACAGUUGGUAUUCACCUGGAAUAAUGUACAUAAGUUUUGUUCCCCUCACAUAAGAAAGGGAUAUAGUAAAGUUGGAAGCAAUGCAAAAAAGUAUAGCAUGGUAGUGUAGUGGUUAGCGUAACAUUAUUACAUCACCAGCUACAAGACUGAGUUUACUUGCUGCUGCUGUCUAUAAGGAGUUUGUACGUUCCCUUUAACUGCAUGGGUUUCCACACUGUUAGGGUUAGUGAGUUGUGGGCAUGCUGUACUGAUGAUGCCUGCAGACUUUUUGCUCUGUUUUGAAUUGAGAUGCAAACUGUGCACUUUGAUGUAUAUGUGAAAAAGUGAAACUUCUUCAAAGGAAAUUCAGCAGUUUAAUUCCUGGGUUGAGAGAGUUGUCCUACCACAGAGGCCGAACGUUUAGGCUCUGUGUUUUGUGUUCUCAUUUGAGGGAUGACCUUAACCAAAAAUAUAAAGUCCUAAGGGAGUCUGAUAAGGUAGAUGAUGUUUUCAGUCAUGAGAAUCUCAGAGUCAGAAUUAGGUUUAUUAUCACCGGCAUGUGUCAUGAAAUUUGUUAACUUAGCAGCAGCAGUUCAAUGCAAUACAUAAUAUAGAAGAAAAAGUCAAUUACAGUAUACAUAUAUUGAGUAGAUUAAAAAUUGUGCAAAAAACAGAAAUAAUAUAUAUUUUUAAAAAUGAGGUGGUGUCCAAAGAUUCAACGUCCAUUUAGGAAUCAGAUGGCAGAGGGGAAGAAGCUGUUCCUGAAUCGCUGAGUGUGUGCCUUCCUCCUACCUGAUGGUAACAGUGAGAAAAGGGCAUGCCCUGGGUGCUGGAGGUCCUUAAUAAUGGACGGUACCUUUCUGAGACACCGCUCUCUGAAGACGUCCUGGGUAUUUUGUAGGCUUGUACCCAAGACGAAGCUGACUAAAUUUACAACCCUCUGAAGCUUCUUUCAGUCCUGUACAGUAACACCACCCACCAGACAGUGAUGCAGCCUGUCAGAAUGCUCUCCACGGUACAUCCAUAGAAGUUUCAAAUAAGUAAUAAUAUAAAAUAGAGUUCUUUGAGGAUAUAACAACACAGUGGAUAGAGGGGAACAGAUGGAUGUUAUUUACUUGGAUUUCCAGAAGGCAUUCAAUAAGGUGCCACAUAAAAGACUUAUCCGUAAGAUAAGGAUGCCAAGAGUUGGAGGUGAUGUAUUAGCAUGGAUAGAGGAUUGAUUAGAGGGUAAAACGAAUGCAGCAAAAUACAGGGAAAUCCUGGAGGAAAACCUGAUGCAGUCUGCAACAGAAUUGCGACUUGGGAGAAGAAUUGUUUUCCAGCAAGACAAUAACCCCAAGCAGGAAGCCAAAGCUGACACUGGAAUGGCUUGAAAACACCAAAUUAAUGUCCUGGAGUGGCUGUCAGUCCAGACCUCAGUCCAAUUUAAAAUGUGUGGCUGGACUUGGAAAUGACCUCUGGUUCACUUAUGAUCCCCGUGCAAUUUGACAGAGCUUGAGCAGUUUUGUAAAGGAGAAUGGGGGAUAGUUGCAUGUCCAGAUGUGCAAAUCUGAUAGAGACCUAUCCACACAGACUCAAGUCUGUAAUUGUUGCUAAAGGUGCAUCUAUUAAAUACUGACUUGAAGGGGGUGAAAACUUAUACAAUCAAUUAUUUUGUGUUUUAUAUUUGUAAUUAAUUUAGAUCACUUUGUAGAGAUCUGUUUUCACUUUGACACGAAGGAUUCUUUUUCUGUUGAUCAGUAUC
This is a messenger RNA of Hypanus sabinus (Atlantic stingray), 13672 nucleotides long. It is a transcript of the gene cpamd8, whose product is annotated as C3 and PZP like alpha-2-macroglobulin domain containing 8. NCBI's taxonomy places the organism in Eukaryota, Metazoa, Chordata, Chondrichthyes, Myliobatiformes, Dasyatidae. Gene Ontology annotation, cellular component: extracellular region. Gene Ontology annotation, molecular function: endopeptidase inhibitor activity; protein binding. The coding region runs from base 1107 to 6650 and encodes 1847 amino acids. The transcript has 43 exons. The record is from RefSeq and is a predicted model, not a curated record.